Molecule: messenger RNA, 1426 nt
Organism: Zea mays
Lineage: Eukaryota; Viridiplantae; Streptophyta; Magnoliopsida; Poales; Poaceae
Exons: 2
Coding region: 214-1215 (333 amino acids)
Biological process (GO): translation
Cellular component (GO): ribosome
Molecular function (GO): structural constituent of ribosome; 5S rRNA binding
Source: RefSeq, marked validated
CGGGCGCAGAGCACGCGGCACCGGCGCGUCCUCUCCUCCUGCUCCGAUCUCUCUGCCCAGCCCCGCCUGUGCGCUUCGCUACUACGCUUCCUCCAUGCAUCCCCUCAGCCAUGUACGCCUGUAUUUGAGAAGACAUUAGCGGAGUUGAAUCCAGAAGAAGAGCCGAAGAGUUAUCUUAGCCACAGCCAGGUCGCCCGUUAGUUGUUCGCGGAAAUGUCCCUCCGCCAGCUGCUUCACCAAACGCGUCCGUGGCGCGCGCUUGAGCAGCCCACGAAGAUGUCUUGUCUCCUCUCCAUCUUCCGUGCGCUCUCCAUUCUCCGUUCUGAAGGCUCGGCUGAGCCACUGCGCAGAUCUUCAUCUGUGCCAGCCCCGCUGCCAAGAAGCUUGCCUUGCUCCAGCUCUGACCCCCUUGGCCCCAGAUUCAGCAUCGACGUGGUCGACUCGGACCAUUGGCCCUCGUCAUUUGACUUGUUGUCCGACGCUGCACGGAGCAAUGAAUGCCCAGAUGUCUUCGAGCAACGUGAGGAUGAUGAACUGCACGACUCUGAUGAUGAGAUAGAUGACAUGAGGCAUCGAAAGAAGCUAUUCUACAAGCUGGAUAGGGGGUCUAGAGAGUUUGAAGAGAACAAUGUGCUGUUACGCCGCAGGAAGAGAGACAAAACCAGUGCAAAGAACCCAAAGGAGUGCAAGGAGGCGCAGCCUCCCAAGUCUGUUUCUACCAACGUUCCAAAACUGAAGGAAAAGCGUUCUAUGCGUGUGGACGACUUGGUUGAGGUGAAGCGCGAACGGGUGCCGACAUUCAACCAAAUGACGGAUCCUUACCACCACCCUUUCUGUCUAGAUAUACAUGUCACAAAGGGAUCAGUGCGUGCUUGCUUUGUGCACAGAGUGACCAGCCGGGUGGUGACUGUUGCACACUCCAUAUCGAAGGACAUGAAGUUUGAUCUUGGUUCGAAGAAGGGUAAGGGCAUGAAGGCGUGUGUGGCAGUUGGGGCAUUGCUUGCGAAGCGUGCAAUAGAGGAUGAUAUUCACAAUGCAAUCUAUACACCAAGGAAAGGGGAUAGGAUUGAAGGGAAAAUUGAGGCUGUGUUGUGUGCAAUAACCGAGAAUGGAGUUGAUGUGAAGGUGAAACUGAAGCAAAGAAAGCCGAUAAAGAACACACACAGUAUGAGCAGUCCUUCCGACGAUUCAGCUGUUGGUCGACACAACUCCUAAGCAGCAUGACCCUGAGUGCCUUUCUGGUUCGAAUGUCGUCUUAUUUUAUUGCAUGCAAAACUGACAGGGGUACAGGCAACUGAAGGAGACGUAGAAGUAGCCAAGAUGGUCCCAGCAUUCUUUGUUUCAUGUGCUUAUCCAUCGUUUGUGUGUAUGGGUAGUUCCUGACUGCCUGUAUCAAGUUCUGAAUAGACCAUCUGUACGCACUGCC